GAAUUGAAAUGCUAUUCGCCAAAUGAUAAUUUGAAACAGUUCAAUUUUAGAUAUUGCUCAGCAAACUCCGGUUUUUAACUUUCAGUAAAAAAAUAAAUUCAAAAAAAAUGAAUUCGACAGCAUCGCAAUGUUUACGACUCGUAUUAGACAAUAAGGUCAUUACUAUUUUGAGCCUUUGUCUAUUUGCUUUUGUGAUUUCGACCAUUGUGCUAUCGUCACAAAAAUCAACCCUACAGGAUGAAUUGGACACGUGCAAUGCAAAUCAUCAGCCACAACCAACAACACAACCAGGCCAAAGCACAAACACACCAAAUACAGAAUCAUCGCCCGAACCAACUUCUGAAAAUUCAGGCGCAGCAGUACCUUCUUUCAAACCAAAAACUGAACCAUCAGCAUUAUCAGCACCAUCAGGUUUAUUCCGUUUAAAAUUCAUAGGACAUUGAAAUCGUCCAACUUAAAAUUGUUUUAACACCAUUAUACCCUGUGUAAAAGACCAAUAGAUGUUUUGGCUCAUUUAUCAUAUUAAGUUGUAACUUUUAAUAAAACUAAAUUAUAAAAAUGGUUCAAUGCAUAAAAUUAUUAAUAAAAUUGGCAUAAAUGUUCGGCAAAAAAA
Molecule: messenger RNA, 613 nt
Organism: Contarinia nasturtii (swede midge)
Lineage: Eukaryota; Metazoa; Arthropoda; Insecta; Diptera; Cecidomyiidae
Exons: 3
Coding region: 108-443 (111 amino acids)
Source: RefSeq, a predicted model, not a curated record